Staurois parvus is the source of this 343-nucleotide messenger RNA. The record is from the annotation of a GenBank genome assembly. Lineage: Eukaryota; Metazoa; Chordata; Amphibia; Anura; Ranidae.
AUGGGGCCCCCGGGCAAUAGGGGAUCAUAGGGCCCCUGUGUCCUUGCCCAAACUCAAAAAAGCCUAUGAAAAAGUGCAUACUAGGGGUAAUACUCUCCCCAACAUCGAAGCACACAGAAACACAGAAAGAACACAAAAACAACAUUCAGAUAUGGUCCUUGGCAGGGGCGGACUGACAACUCAUGGGGCCCUCGGGCAAUAGGGGAUCAUGGGGCCCCUGUGUCCUUGCCCAAACUCAAAAAAGCCUAUGAAAAAAGGUACCAGGGGCAUCUCAUGGGGCCCCCUACUGACCCUGGGCCCUCGGGCAGUGCCCGAGUUUCCAAAUGGUCAGUCCGCCCCUGGU